Molecule: messenger RNA, 4876 nt
Organism: Corythoichthys intestinalis (scribbled pipefish)
Lineage: Eukaryota; Metazoa; Chordata; Actinopteri; Syngnathiformes; Syngnathidae
Gene: gucy2cb
Product: guanylate cyclase 2Cb
Exons: 27
Coding region: 1-3339 (1112 amino acids)
Biological process (GO): receptor guanylyl cyclase signaling pathway; protein phosphorylation; cGMP biosynthetic process
Cellular component (GO): plasma membrane
Molecular function (GO): guanylate cyclase activity; adenylate cyclase activity; peptide receptor activity
Source: RefSeq, a predicted model, not a curated record
AUGGCUUUAGGUGGUUGGUGCUUGUGGUGGUGCACCUUUGCGACGUUUCUGCCGUCGCAUCACGGCCUCCACCCGUGUUUGAGAGGAAUCUCUAUGAAUGUGAUUCUCCUGGAUGACGAGGACUCUCCCUGGAGCUUGAAAUUUGUCCGAGGGCAAAUAUUAAAGGCGUUGGAGACGGAAUCGGUGCCUGAAAACAGUAAGAAACUUUUACGAAAUUCACUUAUUUGUGUGUGUGUGUGUGUGUUUUUAAACUCUUUCAUGCACAAAUCUAGCCUUUUUUGGCACUCAUUGGUUGCCAUUGACGGUGCAAGACGUCCAAUUUUUUUCAAAGUCAACCUGACGGUCAUGUUCGGCGGUUUCAACACAACCUCCUAUCGACAAAAAGGCUGCCACAGUAGUGCAUGUGAAGGAGUGGCCGAGUUAACAAAUCUUGUGCAUUCAAACAGCCUGGGAUGCGCCGUGCUAGGCCCGACCUGCACUUACGCCACGUUCCCCCUGGUCGACGCCGAAAAAGGUUUGAAACUAAGCACGCCCAUCAUCUCGGCGGGCAGCUUCGGUCCGUCUUGCGACAAUACGCUCAACUUACAGCGCCUCCUGCCUCCGGCGCGUAAAAUCUCGGACUUUUUCGUCCACUUCUGGAAAGACAACAACGCCAUCAAGCCGGUGUGGGAGACUGUUUACGUGUAUAAAAUGCAGCAUAACUCCGAGGAAUGCUUCUGGUACAUAAAUGCACUGGAAUCAGCACCGCACAUGUUCGCUCAGAGUGUGAAAAGAACGAUGCUUCGAAAACCAGAAGACCUCAAAACAGUCUUGUCGUCGCGCACAAAUAGGACAAGCAACUUAUUCAUCAUGUGCGGUUCUGUUAAUCACGUCAUGGAUGUGAAGAAUCUCUCAACCGAAGCGGACAGUAAUGAGAUUCUCUUCAUCCUUAUCGAUCUCUACAAUGAUCAAUACUACAAAAACAAAACAUCUCAUUCGUCCAUGAAGAACGUGUUAGUGCUCACCAUGCCCAACACCAGGAAUUACACCAUUGACUCCGACCCAAAAAGCAACAGUACAAUGAACGACUACAUGGCGGCGUACCACGACUCGGUGUUGCUGGUCAGUCAGGUGAUAAAGCAUAUACUUGACAAUCCUCAAUCCGAGGUUCAUCAGAGGCCAUACGUUUCUGUGAAUUAUCUUCGGAACAUCUCUUUUAACGGUAUCGCAGGGAACUAUCGGCUCGACAAGCACGGAGACAGAGAUGUCAACCUGUCCAUCAUUUACACCACAAAUUAUAACGAGUAUCGCAUCCUAUUCGAGUUUGACACAGAACAUAACCUUACCACGCUGGUUGAGGAUGACCCCUCCUUUGUCUGGGGGGCAAGACUUCCCAAUUUCAAGCCAGACGACGAGGCUCCGUCACUUGACAUUGUCGUCGUCAUCUUGGGUUUGAUUGUGGUGGUGGUGGGCAUCGUCGCUUUUGUCUUCUACAGACAAAACAGGAGAGAUCGUCGACUGAGGAGAGGAAGCUCCAUUUCCCAUAUUCCCUCCGACCUUCUAACUCUGCUGGAGGACAACACACAUAACCAAGUUUCUCUGAAGAUUGAAGAGAGGAAAAAAGUUUACAAGAUCCGCCGAGCACUCUACGAUAAGAAGAUUGUGAUCCUGAAAGAACUCAACCACUCGGACGGAAACUUCAACGAGACUCAGAAAGAGGAACUUCACGCGCUCCUGCAAGUCGACUAUUACAACUUGACCAAGUUCUACGGCACUGUCAAGUUGGAUCAGGGCGUGUUUGGGGUGUUUGAGUAUGGUGAGCGGGGGUCACUUAGGUAUGUGCUGAAUGACAAGGUGUCCUAUCCGGACGAGACGUUUAUGGACUGGGAAUUCAAGAUCUCCGUCAUGUAUGACAUUGCCAAGGGCAUGUCCUACCUCCACACCAGUGACAUCCAGGUGCACGGUCGCCUCAAGUCCACCAACUGUGUGAUGGACAACCGCAUGGUGGUGAAAAUCACCGAUUUCGGCUGCAACUCUUUUCUCAAACCUGGCAGAGACUUGUGGACGGCGCCCGAGCACUUGAGGAAACAGGGCACCUCGCAAAAAGGGGACGUAUACAGUUUCGCCAUCAUCGCUCACGAGAUAGUGCUCAGGAAAUCCACUUUCUACACUGAGUGCUGCUCUGACCGUGCAGAAAAGGUAUCAAGGGUUAUCAUGUCCUACUUCAGACCUGAUCUGGACUUUGACACAGCUUCCGAGAAAGAACUUGAGGUGUACACGUUGAUAAAAAGUUGUUGGGAUGAGGAUGCUGAGAAACGACCCGAUUUCAAGAAGAUAGAAGGCUGUUUAGGGAAAAUCAUCAGUAAAAUUCACAAGGACAAUGAAAGCUACAUGGACAACAUGAUCCGUCGGCUACAGAUGUAUUCCAAAAACCUGGAGCACCUGGUGGGGGAGAGAACGGCCCUUUACAAAAUGGAGAGGGACCGAGCGGACCUUCUCAACUUCAUGCUUCUUCCACGCCCUGUGGUGAAGAGCCUGAAGGAGACGGGUGCAGUGGAGCCUGAGCUGUACGACGAGGUGACUAUUUAUUUCAGCGACAUCGUGGGCUUCACCACGUUGUGCCAGUACAGCACGCCUAUGGAGGUGGUGGACAUGCUCAACGACAUCUACAACGGCUUCGACAGCAUCCUCGACCACCAUGAUGUCUACAAGGUGGAGACGAUAGGCGACGCCUACAUGGUGGCGUCCGGUCUACCAAACCGUAACGGCAACAGGCACGCGGUGGACAUCUGCCGCAUGGCUCUGGACAUUUUGGCCUUCAUGGGGACCUUCCAGCUCCGACACCUGCCCGGAAUUCCAGUUUGGAUACGUAUCGGCGUGCACUCAGGUCUAUGCGCGGCAGGCGUGGUCGGCGUCAAGAUGCCCAGAUACUGUUUAUUCGGUGACACGGUCAACACGGCGUCUCGAAUGGAGUCUACGGGACAUCCCCUGAGGAUCCACGUCAGUCAGCCUACUAUAAAUAUCCUGACCAGGACAGAUUGCAAGUUUGAGUACGAGUGCAGAGGUGAAACAUAUCUAAAGGGUAAAGGAACAGAGACCACCUACUGGUUGACCGGUGAGACGGGUGAAGACUACGACCUACCAACCCCACCCACAACGGAGAACUUCCAGCGGUUGCAGCAGGACCUGGCCCACAUGAUCCUGGAAUGUCUGGAGCGGCGUUCCCGGGGGUCCGUGCGCCGAAAAAGGCCGCUUUUAAGUCAGAGCGAAGAUGAGGACAAGAGGCGAGGAUCAGAAGCGGAACCCCCGGAAUACUUACAUCUGGCCACUGUGGAUAACACACUUAGCACCUUCCUGUAGGACAAACUUGUGUUUGAAUAACAUCUUCAGUGAAAGACUUUUGAACAAGUAAAAAAUUGAUGUCGUUGUUUUUAUUUAUGCACUUAGCCGUUAUGAUAAGGUAGGUUUAUCCUUAUUACCGUAAUUUUCGCAUUAUAAGGCGCACCUGAACAUAAGCCGCCACCUACCAAAUUUGAUGCAAAAACGACAUUUGUUCAUAGAUAAGCCGCACUAGACUAUAAGCCGCAGCUGUCCUCACUGUAUUAUGGCAUAUUUACACCAAAAGAUAUCAACCGGAAACACUUUAUUUGACAGCGGCAUCAUACGACUGUCAUAGGACCAAAUGAACCACCAUGCAGCCAAAUGGUUCAAAGCUUAACUGCUUCAAGAAGCUUCAUUUAGUCAUCACUGCUCCCUUUGGGGAGACAGUCAACCUCUGCUGCCACCUGCUGUCAACAUUGUUGUCAUCCAACAUGCCUCCUAUCAUGCAUUGCAGCGCAACAGAUGUAAAUAACAAUGAAAAUUCAUGUUCUGUGCUACUUAUUUCUUCAGUUACUGUUCUAGUUGUUUCAUUAAUUGCUACUUAUGGUAUUUGGUAACACUUUAUUUGACAGUGGUGCCAUAAGACUCAUUAGACAAUCAUAAUUAUGACAUAAAACUGUCAUGAGUAUUAAUGAAUGCUAUUAACAUGUCAUAUAGUGUUAUGCGACAAAUUAUCUCACUUUUGAAUGGAUGUAAAAGAUCCGAGCUGGACAUAAAUGGAGUCAGUGACAUAAUUUGCCGGAUGACACUUAACGACAUCUGUCAUAAGCAUUCAGUAGUGCCCAUGAUAGUGUCAUGUCAUAAUUAUGACAGUCUUAUGAUGCUGCUGUCAAAUAAAGUCUUACCUAUUAACCCAAAUAAAUCAAGAAAUAAACUGCACUGUACUAUAAGCCGCAGGAUUCAAAAUGAAGGAAAAAAGUAGCGGCUUAUAGUCCGAAAAUUACGGUAUUCAGGAGAUCGCUGAGCUAAAGCACAUCCCAUCUGACUUUAGGAAAAAGGACAAUUUGAGCCAGUCAAUCACAGGGCACAAAUGUAGACACUAGACCAGGGGUCGGCAACCCAAAAUGUUGAUAUAGCCAAAUUGGAGCCAAAAAAAAAAAAAAAAAAAAACAAUUAUGUCUGGAGCCACAAAAAAAAUUGAAAGCCUUAUAAUAAAGGCAACACAUGCCGUUUGAGGUUUUUGCCUUGCUGUCUGAUUGCUGUCGACUUGGAAUAAAUUGUCAACUUGUGUUUCAAAGACUUUUUUUCAGCUUUUAAAAGGGGUUAAAACUAAGGCGAAUGCGCAGAAUUUGGCCGGGUGGUUGGGGUUGCGCCAGCCCGGGUCAUUGGAAUUGCGCUAGCGCGGUUCCGGCAAUUUAGCUGGCAUGAUUCCAGCAAUGUGGCUACAAGGUCAAAUUCCAACAUGUGGGAACUUGUCUCACGCUACCUGCAAUAGGUGAGUAAACAAUACCAUCAGAACAUUAAUACAGUGGGGCAAAUAAGUAUUUAGCCAACCCCCAAUUUUGCAAGUUCUCCU